Vitis vinifera (wine grape) is the source of this 4948-nucleotide messenger RNA. RefSeq names its product probable leucine-rich repeat receptor-like protein kinase At1g35710. Lineage: Eukaryota; Viridiplantae; Streptophyta; Magnoliopsida; Vitales; Vitaceae. The transcript is spliced from 4 exons. Gene Ontology annotation, cellular component: plasma membrane. Bases 110 to 4900 code for a protein of 1596 amino acids. Gene Ontology annotation, molecular function: ATP binding; protein kinase activity; protein binding. Gene Ontology annotation, biological process: protein phosphorylation; hormone-mediated signaling pathway. The record is from RefSeq and is a predicted model, not a curated record.
ACUAAUGGAAAUGUUGGAUGUAUCACAUUUAAGUCUAUAAAUAAGUGUUUCAUCUUCAUCCUUCCCUCCAUGUAAACCUCUUAAUAACUUCAUUUCUACCAAUUCAACAAUGGCCUUUGAAUAUUCUUCAUCCUACUCCUUACUCUCUCGACUCUUUAUCACUCCUUACUACUUCAUAUUUCUCCUUGUCCUUCUAUACUCAAUAUCAUCAUUCCAUGUCACUUCUAUAUCUGCCUCUACACCUACCACUUCUCUUUCAAAAGUUGAAAAAGAUCAAGAAAGACUCGCUCUUCUAACAUGGAAAGCCAGUCUUGAUAAUCAAACCCAAUCUUUCCUCUCUUCUUGGUCUGGACGCAAUUCUUGCUAUCAUUGGUUUGGAUUAACUUGUCACAAGUCAGGAAGUGUCUCCAAUUUAGAACUUGACAAUUGCGGUUUGAGAGGUACACUCCACAAUCUCAAUUUCUCAUCACUCCCUAACCUUCUCACUCUUAAUCUUUAUAACAACUCCCUUUAUGGAACCAUUCCAAUCAACAUUGGUAAUCUUUCCAAACGAAUCACAAAUCUUAACUUUGCUUUCAAUCAUUUCACUGGUGUAAUAUCUCCCCAACUUGGAUUUCUAACAUCUCUUAGUGUUCUAGCAUUGUCUUCUAAUAAUUUUAGAGGCCCAAUUCCUCCUUCCAUAGGUAAUUUAAGAAACUUAACUACUUUGUAUGUUUUUGAGAAUGAGCUUUCUGGUUCCAUCCCUCAAGAAAUUGGAUUGUUAAGAUCUCUUAAUGAUCUUCAAUUGUCAACUAACAAUCUUAUUGGUCCAAUCCCUCAUUCCAUAGGAAACUUGAGGAACUUAACCACUUUGCAUUUUUUUGAGAACAAGCUUUCUGGUUCCAUUCCUCAAGAAAUUGGAUUGUUAAGAUCUCUUAAUGAUCUUCAAUUGUCAACUAGCAAUCUCAUUGGUCCAAUUCCUCCUUCCAUAGGAAACCUGAGGAACUUAACCACUUUGUAUCUUUUUGAGAACAAGCUUUCUGGUUCCAUUCCUCAAGAAAUUGGAUUGUUAAGAUCUCUUAAUGAUCUUCAAUUGUCAACUAACAAUCUCACAGGUCCAAUCCCUCAUUCCAUAGGAAACUUGAGGAACUUAACCACUUUGCAUCUUUUCAAGAACAAGCUUUCUGGUUUCAUUCCCCAAGAAAUUGGAUUGUUAAGAUCUCUUAAUGAUCUUCAAUUGUCAACUAACAAUCUCAUUGGUCCAAUCCCUCAUUCCAUAGGUAACUUGAGGAACUUAACCACUUUAUACCUUCAUACUAACAAACUAUCUGGUUCUAUUCCUCAAGAAAUUGGAUUGUUGACAUCACUUAAUGAUCUUGAGUUGGCAACUAAUAGUCUCACUGGUUCAAUCCCUCCAUCCAUAGGAAACUUGAGAAACUUAACCACUCUAUAUCUUUUUGAGAACGAGCUUUCUGGUUUCAUCCCUCAAGAAAUUGGAUUGUUAAGAUCUCUUAAUGAUCUUGAAUUGUCAACUAACAAUCUCACUGGUCCAAUCCCUCCUUCCAUAGGAAACCUAAGGAACUUAACCACUUUGCAUCUUUUCAAGAAUAAGCUUUCUGGUUCCAUCCCCCAAGAAAUUGGAUUGUUAAAAUCUCUUAAUGAUCUUCAAUUGUCAACUAACAAUCUCACUGGUCCAAUCCCUCCUUCCAUAGGUAACUUGAGGAACUUAACCACUUUAUACCUUCAUACAAACAAACUAUCCGAUUCUAUUCCUCAAGAAAUUGGAUUGUUGACAUCACUUAAUGAUCUUGAGUUGGCAACUAAUAGUCUCACUGGUCCGAUCCCUCCAUCCAUUGGAAACUUGAGAAAUUUAACCACUUUAUAUCUUUUUGAGAACGAGCUUUCUGGUUUCAUCCCUCAAGAAAUUGGAUUGUUAAGAUCUCUUAAUGAUCUUCAAUUGUCAUUUAACAAUCUCAUCGGUCCAAUCCCUCCUUCGAUAGGUAACUUGAGGAACUUAACGACUUUGUACCUUCAUACAAACAAACUAUCUGGUUCUAUUCCUCAAGAAAUUGGAUUGUUGACAUCACUUAUAGAUCUUGAGUUGGAAACUAAUAGUCUCACUGGUUCGAUCCCUCCAUCCAUUGGAAACUUGAGAAAUUUAACCACUUUAUAUCUUUUUGAGAACAAGCUUUCUGGUUCCAUCCCUCAAGAAAUUGGAUUGUUGACAUCACUUUAUGAUCUUGACUUGGCAGCUAAUAGUCUCAGUGGUCCAAUCCCUCCAUCCAUAGGAAACUUGUCCAGCUUAACCUUUUUGUUCCUUGAUCACAACAAGCUUAGUGGUGCGAUUCCUCUUGAAAUGAAUAAUAUCACUCAUUUGAAAUCUUUACAGUUAGUUGAGAAUAACUUCAUUGGCCAACUACCACAAGAGAUAUGCCUUGGUAGUGUUCUUGAAAACUUUACAGCCUCUGGAAAUCAUUUCACUGGUCCUAUUCCAAAAGGCUUGAAAAAUUGCACUAGCUUAUUCAGAGUUAGGCUUGAAAGAAAUCAAUUGACAGGGGACAUAGCCGAAAGUUUUGGUGUGUACCCAACUCUAAAUUAUAUUGAUCUAAGCAGCAACAAUUUUUAUGGUGAGCUUUCUGAGAAAUGGGGGCAGUGCCACAUGCUCACAAACCUGAACAUCUCCAACAACAAUAUUUCUGGUGCUAUACCGCCUCAACUUGGGAAAGCAACUCAGCUGCGACAGCUUGAUCUCUCCGCCAAUCAUCUAAGUGGGAAGAUCCUGAAAGAGUUGGGUAUGUUGCCAUUAUUGUUCAAAUUGUUAUUAGGAAACAACAGUCUUUCAGGUAGUAUUCCUUUGGAAUUGGGAAACUUAUCCAAUCUUGAAAUUCUUGACUUGGCAUCAAACAACAUAAGCGGUUCAAUUCCCAAACAACUGGGAAACUUCUGGAAAUUAAGGUCCUUCAACUUGAGCGAGAAUAGAUUUGUGGAUAGCAUUCCCGAUGAAAUUGGAAAGUUGCAUCAUCUUGAAAGUCUCGAUCUUAGUCAAAAUAUGCUAAUAGGAGAGAUACCACCGCUACUUGGAGAAUUACAGUACCUGGAAACGUUGAAUCUCUCCCAUAACGGGCUCUCUGGCACCAUCCCACACACGUUUGAUGAUCUGAUAAGCCUGACAGUUGUUGAUAUAUCCUACAAUCAGUUGGAAGGUCCUCUCCCCAACAUCAAAGCCUUCGCUCCAUUUGAGGCAUUCAAAAAUAAUAAAGGUCUGUGUGGUAAUAAUGUCACUCAUCUCAAGCCAUGCAGUGCUAGUCGAAAGAAGGCCAACAAGUUUUCUGUUUUGAUAGUAAUACUCCUACUUGUGAGCAGUCUAUUGUUCUUACUUGCUUUUGUUAUUGGCAUUUUUUUUCUUUUCCAAAAAUUGAGGAAGAGAAAAAACAAGUCUCCAGAAGCAGAUGUCGAAGAUCUAUUUGCAAUAUGGGGCCAUGAUGGGGAAUUGUUGUAUGAGCACAUCAUACAGGGGACCGACAAUUUCAGUUCGAAACAGUGUAUUGGCACUGGAGGAUAUGGUACUGUUUACAAGGCUGAGUUGCCAACAGGUCGGGUUGUUGCUGUGAAAAAGCUUCACUCAUCAGAAGAUGGAGAUAUGGCUGAUUUGAAAGCUUUCAAAAGCGAGAUUCAUGCUUUAACACAGAUAAGGCACCGCAACAUCGUCAAGCUUUAUGGCUUCAGUUCAUUUGCAGAGAACUCAUUUUUGGUUUAUGAGUUUAUGGAAAAGGGGAGUUUGCAAAACAUUCUAUGCAAUGACGAAGAAGCAGAAAGAUUAGAUUGGAUUGUGAGGCUAAACGUUAUUAAAGGCGUGGCUAAAGCUUUAUCGUAUAUGCACCAUGAUUGCUCACCUCCUGUAAUUCAUCGAGACAUAUCGAGCAACAAUGUUUUGUUAGAUUCAGAAUAUGAAGCUCAUGUAUCUGACUUCGGCACGGCUAGGCUUUUAAAGUCAGACUCAUCUAAUUGGACUUCAUUUGCAGGAACUUUUGGUUAUACAGCUCCAGAACUUGCUUACACAAUGAAGGUGGAUAAUAAAACCGAUGUUUACAGCUUCGGUGUUGUGACAUUAGAAGUAAUUAUGGGAAGGCAUCCCGGAGAGCUUAUCUCAUCCCUGUUAUCAUCAGCGUCCUCCUCAUCUGCAUCACCAUCAACGGUCGGCCAUUUCCUGCUGAAUGAUGUGAUAGACCAGCGCCCCUCACCUCCUGUGAAUCAAGUGGCAGAGGAAGUAGUGGUUGCAGUGAAGUUGGCAUUUGCAUGUUUGUGCGUUAAUCCCCAAUCUCGGCCAACUAUGCAACAAGUUGCUCGAGCACUCUCAAAACAGUGGCCACCAUUGCCAAAACCGUUUUCUGUGAUUACGUUGGGAUAUAACUCUGGUGUCAAUAACACUGGAGAUUUGGAGACGCGUCAUGGAGACAUGGGCCUAAUUGCAUGGGACGUGCUCCUUCCAUCUGGGGCAAUCAUCCCUAGAUACUUCAAGCAUCAUGAUCCUCAAUGGUUUUAUCUUCAUAUCUCGAUCCAGAUUGUGGGUUUUCUUCCGGGUCUUGCUACUGUCGUCGCAGGAAGGACACUCUACAAUGGACUGGAGUCUUAUCGCAUUCCCAAAUUCAAGAUUCACAGACCCCUCGGAUCCUUGGUGUUUUUCCUUGGCAUUCUUCAGGCCGGACAAGACAUCCAAACAGCGCAAGUACUGGAACUAGUAACAUCACUUGGUAGGGAGACUUGCUCUCAUCUUGGGAGCUCUGAAUAUUGUGAUUGGACUUUGAGUGGCAGAAGCAGGCUUGGGGUGGAAGAUAGGAUAUGGGUUUCUUGUGACAGUAAGCGUCCUUGGGGCUGGGGAGAGCCAACAUGUAAUCUUUACAAUUUUUUAAUAGAUUGUUGAGAGUGAUAAUUCCCAAAACUGUUGAAAUCACUUUUUUUUUUUUUUUUU